AUGGCUUCUUAUUUCGUCACUGGGUCUUCCCGAGGUCUGGGUCUGGCCAUUGCGGGCUUGCUCGCGUCGAAGCCUGUUGCCGAUGUUGGCAAAGUGUUUGCAUCCGCUCGAAGCGAGACUACUAGCCUCAAGGAGCUCGUGGCCAAGUCCAGCGGUCGUGUCGAAUUCGUCCAGCUUGACAUUACUUCUCAAGAAAGUGCAACGGAGGCCGCCAGCCAUGUCACUCAGUCACUCGACGGGAAGGGUCUCGAUGUUCUAAUCAAUAACGCCGGAGUCAUGAACUAUACCGCCGACGGCAUCACAGCCAUGUCUGACCUCGACGAGACAUUCAAGAUCAAUGUCACCGGUGUGCAUUACGUCACCACUGCUUUCCUUCCUCUGCUCGAGAAGGGCCAACUCAAGAAGAUCAUCAACAUCUCGACCACUCUGGGAUCCAUUGGCUUGUCCAAGACCUACGCUCAAAUGCCCGUACCUUCCUACAAGAUCUCGAAGGCAGCCCUGAACAUGCUCACGGUCCAGUACGCUUUGUCGCUUGCCGACAAGGGCUUCACAGUUGUCGCUAUCUCGCCAGGCUGGAUCCAGACAGACCUCGGUGGAACCGGUGCCGAUUUGACUAUCGAGCAGGGUUCCAAUGCCACGGCAGACAUCAUCUUCCGCGUCAAAAAGGAGGACAACGGCAAGUUCUUGAACGUCCAUGUUCCUGGGUGGGAGAAAGCCGAAGGUAUCAACCAGUAUGACGGCGGGUGCCCUCCAUGGUAA
Molecule: messenger RNA, 759 nt
Organism: Diplodia corticola
Lineage: Eukaryota; Fungi; Ascomycota; Dothideomycetes; Botryosphaeriales; Botryosphaeriaceae
Product: short chain oxidoreductase
Exons: 4
Coding region: 1-759 (252 amino acids)
Source: RefSeq, a predicted model, not a curated record